Molecule: messenger RNA, 3328 nt
Organism: Ochotona princeps (American pika)
Lineage: Eukaryota; Metazoa; Chordata; Mammalia; Lagomorpha; Ochotonidae
Gene: MGAT5B
Product: alpha-1,6-mannosylglycoprotein 6-beta-N-acetylglucosaminyltransferase B
Exons: 17
Coding region: 602-2971 (789 amino acids)
Biological process (GO): protein N-linked glycosylation
Cellular component (GO): Golgi apparatus
Molecular function (GO): alpha-1,6-mannosylglycoprotein 6-beta-N-acetylglucosaminyltransferase activity
Source: RefSeq, a predicted model, not a curated record
GCGCUCGGCCGCCUCCUCCGAGGAAACAAUGCGGCUCCUGCGGGCGUAGCGCGGCGCGGGAUCGGGCGCCGGACACCCGAGCGCGGGCGGCUGAGGCGGGAGCGAGCGGGCGGGCGCCGGGCGCGCCUCGCAGAGGGCCAUGGGCGCGGCGCGGCGCGGGGCCGGGGGCCGGCGCGGCCCAGAGGCGCUGCGGGCCCGGGACCGCCUCUAGCCGGCACCGGGGAUGCGGGCGCCCUCCACGGGGUGCCCCUCUACGCGCCGGGGCGCCGUCCCGCCCUGCGAGCGAGCGAGCCCGAGCUAGCAGACGCGCGGCCGGCGGUCUGGGGGCGCGCCGCCUUCCGGCCCCUAAAAUGUGAGCGGGGAGGGGGAGGAGACGCUGAGACGGCCCGGCUGGGCGCCCUCGCCGCCCUCCGGCAGCCGCGCCGCCCGGUUCCCCGCCGCCCAGGCCGCGCGCCACCCGCGGGCGGCGGCCCGAGCCGUGAGGCCACCGCGCCCCGCACCCUGAGCUGAGGCGGGUUCGAGGCCCCGACUCGUGGAGAGCCUGACCCAGGACGGUGCGUCCUGCCUCACCCGCGGCUGCUCGCCCGGACAAGUUCGAACCAUGAUCGCGGUCAACCCCGAUGGGAAAAUAAUGGUCAGGAGAUGCCUGGUCACCUUGAGACCCUUUCGGCUCUUCGUCCUGGGCAUCGGCUUCUUCACGCUCUGCUUCCUCAUGACGUCUCUGGGAGGCCAGUUCUCGGCCCGGCGCCCAGGGGAGUCGCCCUUCACCAUCCGUACAGAAGUGAUGGGGGGGCCCGAGUCCCGGGGCAUCCUCCGCAAGAUGAGUGACCUGCUGGAGCUGAUGGCAAGGCGCAUGGACGCACUGGCCAGGCUGGAGAACGGCAGUGAGCCGCGGCGGGCCACCAGCCACAGGCAUUCAGCAGACAGGUUGCCCUCGGGGGCUGGGCUCGUGGAACGGAUCCAGGCCAUCGCUCAGAACGUGUCUGACAUUGCGGUAAAGGUGGACCAGAUCCUGCGCCACAGCCUGCUCCUGCACAGCAAGGUGUCUGAGGGGCGGCGGGACCAGUGCGAGGCACCCAGUGACCCCAAGUUCCCUGACUGUGCAGGGAAGGUGGAGUGGAUGCGUGCCCGCUGGACCUCUGACCCCUGCUAUGCCUUCUUUGGAGUGGACGGUACCGAAUGCUCCUUCCUCAUCUACCUCAGUGAGGUGGAGUGGUUCUGCCCCCCGCUGCCCUGGAGGAACCAGACGGCCUCCCGGACCCAGGCCAAACCCCUCCCCAGGGCUCAGGCUGUUUUCCGGAGCAGUCUGUCCCCCCUGCUGGAGCUGAUGGGCAGUGGGAAGGAGUCCUUGAUCUUCAUGAAGAAACGGACCAAGCGACUCACAGCCCAGUGGGUCAUGGCUGCCCAGCGCUUGGCCCAGAAGCUGGGGGACAUUCAGAGAGACCAGAAGCAGAUCCUUGUCCACAUUGGCUUCCUGACGGAGGAGUCCGGGGAUGUGUUCAGCCCACGGGUGCUGAAGGGCGGGCCGCUGGGGGAGAUGGUGCAGUGGGCGGACAUUCUGGCCGCUCUCUACGUCCUGGGCCACAGCCUGCGGGUCACCGUCUCCCUGAAGGAGCUGCAGAGUAACUUAGGUGUGCCGCCAGGCCGGGGGAACUGCCCACUCACCGUCCCCUUGCCCUUCGACCUCAUCUACACCGACUACCACGGCCUGCAGCAGAUGAAACAGCACAUGGGACUGUCCUUCAGGAAGUACCGGUGCCGGAUUCGAGUCAUUGACACCUUCGGGACAGAGCCUGCGUACAACCACGAGGAGUACGCCACACUGCACGGCUACCGGACCAACUGGGGCUACUGGAACCUCAAUCCCAAGCAGUUCAUGACCAUGUUCCCCCACACCCCUGACAACUCCUUCAUGGGCUUCGUGUCAGAGGAGCUCAACGGCACAGAGAAGCAGGCAGUGAAGGGUGGCAAGGCCGGCAACAUGGCAGUGGUGUACGGCAAGGAAGCCAGCAUCUGGAAGGGGAAGGAGAAGUUCCUGGGCAUCCUGAACAAGUACAUGGAGAUUCACGGCACCGUGUACUAUGAGAGCCAGCGGCCACCUGAGGUCCCGGCCUUCGUGAAGAACCAUGGCCUCCUGCCACAGCCCGAGUUCCAGCAACUGCUGCGCAAGGCCAAGCUCUUCAUAGGGUUCGGCUUUCCCUACGAGGGCCCCGCCCCACUGGAGGCCAUCGCCAACGGCUGCGUCUUCCUGCAGUCCCGCUUCAGCCCACCCCACAGCUCCCUCAACCACGAGUUCUUCCGGGGCAAGCCCACCUCUAGGGAGGUGUUCUCUCAGCACCCCUAUGCCGAGAACUUCAUCGGGAAACCGCAUGUAUGGACCGUGGACUACAACAACUCGGAGGAGUUUGAGGCAGCCAUCAAGGCCAUCAUGAGGACUCAGGUAGACCCUUACCUGCCCUAUGAGUACACAUGCGAGGGCAUGCUGGAGCGGAUCCACGCCUACAUCCAGCACCAGGACUUCUGCUCAGCCCCAGGCCCUGCGUCUUCUGUGGCCCGUGCCCCACAGAGCCCCUUCGUCCUGGCCCCCAAUGCCACCCACCUCGAGUGGGCCCAGAAUGCCAGCAUGGCCCCCGGCGCCUGGCCCCCCGCCCGCUCCCUGCGGGCCUGGCUGGCCACCCCUGGGAGGGCCUGUACAGAUGCCUGCCUGGACCACGGGCUCAUCUGCGAACCCUCCUUCUUCCCCUUCCUCAACAGCCGGGACGCCUUCCUCAAGCUGCAGGUGCCCUGUGACAGCACCGAGUCCGAGAUGAACCACCUGUACCCGGCCUUCGCUCAGCCCGGCCAGGAGUGUUUCCUACAGAAGGAGCCCCUGCUGUUCAGCUGUGCCGGGUCCAGCACCAAGUACCAGCGGCUGUGCCCCUGCCGGGACUUCCGCAAAGGCCAGGUGGCCUUGUGUCAGGGCUGCCUAUGAGGCCACCCAUGCUAUCUGGCCUGGCGCCGCCUCAGCUGGCCCUCCGUGUGCCACAGGAGAGAAGGCACCAGCAGGUUCCAGCUCUGGCUGCCUGCCCACCCCUCCCCCUCUGCCUCCUGGCGGGGGGGGGGGGGGGAGGACACAGACUUCUUCCCUGGCCAGGAAGUGGACAGGGCAGAGCAGUGCCCAGGUUUUGCAGGAGGGCAGUGCUACCAGCCUGGGCUCCCUGUCAUCACCCUCGGGUGCUGGGCUGGCCCAAGAGUCGGAGACCUCGGAGCAAGUGGUCCGUGCACAGCCACAUCUGAGCCAGGUGUUGAAGACCAUGGUUAUUCGGGUCUCGGGGUGGGGCUCCAGAUU